AUAGGUAUUGGCACUGUACUCCUGAUGCAAUUUUCCAAAUUAAAUCUAUCAUAAAAAUGAAAAAUUGUUCUGUACUAGUGACAGAUGCAGCCCACUCUCAUUAAGUGGCUCACCUACAUUCAGUGCUCUGGGUUUACAGCCCCACAAAGGCCUUUGAGCAGAAGAUGGUGUUUUCAAACAUUCUGCAGCUCUCGUCACAUGGUGGUGCCUUGGACAAAUGCACUGGCUGAGAGCUGCUCCAUUCAGUGUAUAUGAGCAUGACCAUGUUUCCGUAGAGAGGGUGCUUGCUUUUGGCUUUUACUCUAAAAGGCAGUUGGCAAAAUUUAUGUGGAUAAGGAGGUUUUUAGCAAGAAAAAGUCCGUAACACUGCUGAAAAAAUAUCCUCUUAUUUGGGCUUACAGUGGAAAUUGUAUGAAUACAAGGAAUCUGUCCCAGGGACCUAAGAGCUUCUAGCAGCACAGAUAAAAAUACUUGUAUUUAAAACAUAACAUCCACUACUCACUGAGUACAUAAGGAGCAAUGCAAUGCAGAGUAGGCAUUAAGAAUUCAUGUGCCUACUGGGAAAUGUAGAAAAAUGUGAUUACAUGGUAAUAAAUGAAAGAGAAAAAUAUGUAGCAAUGACAAACAGUAUUUAAAUUCAAAACUUUAUCUUAAGGACCAUCAGCAAGUGGACAACACAUUAGGAAAUAAAUCUUACCUAAGGUUAGAGGCUACUUCUCAAAAAAAGGUCCUAAGUCAGCAUGAACGCAGGCUCAGUGACAGAGGAACAUUAGUUGUUUGUCACUAGCAUGAUGCUGUUUUUAUAACUUCCAGGUGGAUGUUAAUACUAAAUUUUUAUAAUCUAUUUGAGAGAAAACAUCUCUUUCUAAUAAAAAUUGUCUUGUUCUGUAGCACAUAAAUGAAUAUGUCUACUGGGUUUGUUGCCAUCAAGCUGUGCACUGUGAGCUUUUCCCAAAUCAUUUCUUCUGUCUUUCCUCCCCUCCAGCAUUUCAUCAGUUGCUGUUUCCUUUGAAAGGAUUAAAGCACACCAAACAUGUGAUGUUUCUAUUUUCUAUGUGUUAAACCAUGACAACACCACAUGGAUGUGCACCUUACAUUAUGUCAAACUUUACCUUCUGCUAUAUAAAACGUUAAACCCCAGUAAAAGGAUUAAGUGAUAGUCCAGUCUGAGAUACCACAAUGAGUUAACAGGUUUGUACAUCAAGAAUGAUUGCCUAGCCUUUUUGUAAUCUUUGGGAAGGUUUCAUUAAGAGUUCUAUAUUUAAGACUCACCUUAACCCUUACACCAAGCCUCCUGUAACAAUGCCUGGUUUUGAACAUGUAAAUUAGUAUCCGGCCAAAACAGCAUUUCCUACCUGCCCCAUCUCAAUCCCAAAAGAGAAAUGGGAAUAGAUGGAUUUGUGGUACAUUAAAUAAUGAAGAGAAAGCUACCAGAAGAAAAACCUUGCCUUCCUAGCCUCCACGCAUGCUGGGCAGAGUCUUGGGAAAAAUAUGACAACCGGAACAGGAUUGAAGGGCACUGGUCUCCCAGUGUCCUUCCUUCUCCAAGUGACUCAGAUGUUUUAGGUCUCCUGGGACAGCUGAGGAGAGCCAUCAUCAUGAUCCCUGCACUGCUGUUGCUGGGCCUUUCAGCCCUUGUUGCUCCAUCCGUGAGUUACAGUUGCUAUGGCGAUAUAAGUGCUCUUCAACUCCCCACGAUGUCCUGCACACCUGUAAGAGCCUCUGAUUGUGGAUAUGCCAUGAUACGGAGGACUGCUGAGGCAGACCUCGUACGCCUGAGGAGAUACGAGAUGCCAAUUAGGAGAGUAGCCAGAAACCUGUGCUUGGACCCAGCGCUCAUCGGUGCCAUCAUGUCCCAGGAGAGCCGUGUGGGCCUGCUCCUGGACAACGGCUGGGACCGGGGACGGCAGAAGUACGGCCUGAUGCAGAUCAGCAGGCAGCAACUGCAACCUUUUGCGGUGUGGGAUAGUGAAGAGCACAUUAAUCAGUGCUCAAAUAUCCUGGUUCUUUCCAUUAAUGAAGUACGGGCAAGACAUCCUACCUGGACCUGGGACCAGCAGCUGAGAGGGGGACUCUGCACCUACCGUGCAAAAAUGGGCAACCUCCAGGUCUACGAGGCAGACCCAUGCAACAGAGACUACAACUACGCCAACAGUGUGAUUAGACGAGCCCAGUACUUUAAGAGAAAUGGGUUCUAGGUCAUAAACCUGCCCUGCCACUGAGCCCCCCUCUGCAGACUGGCCCAGCAGUGAUUGUAGUACCCAGAGCAGCUCCCCAGGUCUCCUGGCAGGACCGAUGCUGGUGGCAUUGCCAAUGACACCUUGCUCACUCCAGAAAAUCCCACCCCCUCACUCACUGAUGGGCGAGCUCAGCACUGCCUUCCAGGAGACUCCCAGGGAUGAGAUACCCCAAGCUCAGGGCCCUUGAAAGGCAGUUGGGGACAGACCAGCAAUGUUUAAAUUUUGAGUGAGGAAGGUGACUCUUCCUGUUCAAAGCUGAAUCCCGGGGCUGUUUGUGCAUCCCCCAGACAUGCACACAAGCAGCUCCCCCUUGGCAUCAGCUGUGCUCUUCCCACCUGCAUCCAGCUCCUUCCCUCUCCAUGGCCAAUGAGGGGGAUGAAUAUCCUAAGUUUUCCUUCCCUUGGUGCUGCUGACUAAGGAGCAAUGAAGAGACUUCUCAGCAAGCCUUUGGUCUCUGCAGUAGCUGAGUGUUCCUGUAGCCAGCCUUGAGGCGGACACUACUAAAACGUGCUUUGCUUGGUCCCCUGAGUCCAUGGCCAUGGUGCAACUGGGGACCUCUUCUACAGAAAGUCCUGCAAGUGCCACAGCAAAAUGCCUUUCCAUCAGAGACCAGCCCCUGGAGCAGGAGUCAGCCCCGUAUGUACCCACCCCAGCAGCUGUAUCACAGCAAUAGUUUUGGUAAAAAAACCCACAACCUUUCCUGCUUUAGCUUUGGCACAUUUAUGCUGAGUUUCCUCCAAAUUUAAAAGCAUUUCAGCAUCUGUCCCUCUGCCAGGAAUCCCAGUUUCUAAUAGAAGUGAAUGAGCUCUGGGCCUAAAAGGUUUGUUUGAAAGUGGAUGGGUCUCUCAGUGCCAAUUUAUUAAUUAGAGAAUAAUAAUCAGAAUAAGAUAGAAAUAAAGAUAAAUGUUAAAUCCCAAUGUUUAUUUUUUUCAAUUUCAUGGGGCUCAGUGGGUAGCAAUCUACAACUUGAGUAAAUAACCCCAUUCAGUACUCUUGGAAUGGGGUCUAAAGCUCAGUUUGAGAACAGGGAGAGGAUAAUGGUGCUACAGACUGAAUAGGUCAGAAGAGCUGGGCCUGAACACAGCUGCUGACCCAAACUUGUGAAUGGGAAUAGGAAUGUUCACAUUUAGCCUUUCAAAUUACCUUUUUGGAGGUGUCAGGGCACUUUUCUUCCAGCUGCCACCAUUGCUGAUGCAGAAGUGGUGUGCCUGGGAGUCCAUGCCUGGCAGCAAGGGGCAGUGCUGUGCGUGUGCCUGAGCGGCCAGGCAGGGUCAACACAGGCAGAAUGAGAGCUGGUUUGGAGACAGCUUUUGCAAGCAGAGCAAUUUUAAUGCUGUGCCCCUUGUCUUGCCAGUCACUCAUCUGCUUGCCAUCAUGGCAAGGACUCUGCAUGAUUAACAUACGUUACAAGCAAACAAAUUUUAUCACCUCUGGAGACCAGAGGGAACUCUAGCUUGUCUCAAAUGUCACUGAUUUUUUGGGGUUUUUUUUAAGACUGCUAUAAACAGUUCAUUGUUAAGUAACCACAGAUAUUGAACUAUAUUUUAUUUAGUCAUUAGAGAAUUCUGCACUAUAUUAACAUAAUUUUACUACAAUCAUUACUUUGUAAUACAAAUUUAUGAAAUGUAUCACAUGACUGUCUACUUGACAUAACUUAUGUAAAAUUCAUAGGAUGAAGUCUUUGGUGCACUAUGUUAUGUAAACCUCUGUGUUACAUAAACCUCUUAUGU
This is a messenger RNA of Corvus hawaiiensis (hawaiian crow), 3970 nucleotides long. Its product is annotated as lysozyme g-like. NCBI's taxonomy places the organism in Eukaryota, Metazoa, Chordata, Aves, Passeriformes, Corvidae. Gene Ontology annotation, cellular component: extracellular region. Bases 1416 to 2198 code for a protein of 260 amino acids. The transcript is spliced from 6 exons. The record is from RefSeq and is a predicted model, not a curated record. Gene Ontology annotation, molecular function: lysozyme activity. Gene Ontology annotation, biological process: peptidoglycan catabolic process; defense response to Gram-positive bacterium.